Cuscuta campestris is the source of this 1396-nucleotide messenger RNA. The record is from the annotation of a GenBank genome assembly. Lineage: Eukaryota; Viridiplantae; Streptophyta; Magnoliopsida; Solanales; Convolvulaceae.
UAAACGAGUGUUCAGGAAACAAGAGUUUUAGAGAGUUUUAAUUAAUUGCUUCACCUCUGUUUUUGGCCGGAGAUGGGAGUGAUGAUUACCGCCCUAAAAAAUGUUCAUGAAAAUCCGGGUUGUUGAUGAUGAAGCUAAGAGUAAUUAGAGUUUACCACGUUGCUGCUCAUUCUCGAGGACCGGAAUCGUUGGAUGUUGUUUUCCACGACUCAGAGACAAAGUUCUUGGUUUACUCGAAAAAGUUCUACGGGGACAUUGAAUUUUAUGAAGGAGUGUGUGCAGUUGAAGAUUCCGUGGAUGAGAUUAUAAAGAAACUUCAGGCAUUCCGUCAAAUUGAAGGUCAACCAAAAUAUGAUUCCGACGUAAAUGCGUUCGCCGUAGAAGCCUUUUGCUCAAUACAGGAUUUAGUUCGUGGCCUCCCAAUUAUGCCGAGCCUGAUUCCUAUAGAGUUAUACCUUUUCAACACAACCAUGAUGCGUAGUAUAAGGAAACUCAUCGGCACUCCACUAGAUUCGGCCCCUACAGUACCUGUGCAGAACACAACUUUGCAGGACCAGGAAUGUGAAAAGGAAAUUUUUAUUGAUCCUGUUGGUGUUCCUGAUGAUGAUCAUAUGAUAGAUCUCAUAGAUGUUGUUCCUGUUGCCGUUGUUGAUGUUGUUAUUGAUGUUUCUGGUGACGAUCAACGAGACCACACUAUCCAAGCAAAAUAUUCAAGCGAUGGUAUCGUUUUUUAUGUAUGCACGGAAACAUUUGGGAUGUCAGAAAGUGACGUUGUUGUCCUUUAUGAUUCUAGGGAUGUCACGCGUGCUGGCAGAAUUUUCUUCUCAUUGGUUCUCUGGAGUUGUUUGCUAGGAGUUGUGAAUGCUUUGAGUUUGGCCGAAUCUUUUGAUGCUCCAUUCAUAAAGGAUAAGGAUUGGAUUAGGGCCCACCGGCUGGGCCAAUCCCGGACCAACCUUUUUCUAUUUCUGGCCAACCUUCUUCUCCGGGCCAAAUUUUAAGUGUAUACGGAAUAUGAAGUUAUUUUCGAAAAUAUGAUUCACAACAAAUUAAUGCCAUAAAAUAAGCAAGCAAAAGCAAAAAAUUGAGUAUUCUAAUUCGAAAUCCUAUUGCGGAGUAUUAAAACCCUACCUCAGCUCUCAAUUUACGGAAAUGGAGUGAAAGAAGAUUGAUUCUGUGAGUUGUUGCGCCUGUAGCGCAAGCGAAGACGAAGGGGAAGACAAAAUAUUGGCGAAAGCAGAUUUGAAGACGAAAAGGAUAAAGAGCUAAAAGAGAAGGAUUUUGUGAUUUUUACGAACCCAAGAACGCAAACCAGAGACUCAGAGAGAACGAAUUUCUGGGAAAAGAUUUGAAGACGAAAGUGUAAAUCUUUUUUUCUCACUCUCUUAGCUUUUGUGUU